AUGACUCCAGAUCCCAGAAGUCAAAUCGCCCUCGCCACCAUUCUGUUCAUGGUGGGUGUAUCGUGUGCUUCAGGAUCCGUAGUUGCGUCCCCUCUGGUGCCUUCUCCGGCCUUCAUCAACACCGUGCCCUACGCAGUUCCACCCUAUGCCACCAGGGUGGACUUGGUCACGAGAGGCCUCAAGACUCCAUUCCUCCCAGCUCCGGCUCCGUACCUACCGCCUUCGGCCGUUUUUCCACGUCUUUUACCCUCUCCCGCAGUACUUCCUGCUCCGGCUUUUCCUAGGGUAGUACCUCCUCACGCCCUACCUGCCCCGGUCCUACCUCCUCGGGUACUCCCCUCCCCCAUCCUACCACCUGCUUUCCCUCCAAGGUUCCCUUCUCCUUUCCUGCCCGCCCCUUAUUUUCCUAACUUCUACGGUGGAACUCCAUUCCCAACGUCGUUCUCUGGGCCCUUCACGAUACCGGGAGCUCUGUUCCCGCCCUUCUUUUACAGAAGACGGGAUGUUAGCAGAGAGAAAGGGUUAACAUCACCACCACCGUCUCCAUCACUGCCAUCGCCGCUGCUGUCACUACUGCUGCCAUUAUCUGCCACUGGUGUUGAGGCUCCGGAGCCGGCUGUCGACAUUGCGGUCUCCUUUAGUGAUAAAUCACUGCCUCGUUUGCCUGGUGCACAAGGCAGUGAUGAUGGUAGCUGUUCCUUGCGGACAUCCCGCUGUCUGCGAGGACUGUGCCUCACAACUGGAACGGGAACAUCGGUUUUGCGUAGCUUGUAG
This is a messenger RNA of Homalodisca vitripennis (glassy-winged sharpshooter), 774 nucleotides long. RefSeq names its product vegetative cell wall protein gp1-like. The coding region runs from base 1 to 774 and encodes 257 amino acids. The record is from RefSeq and is a predicted model, not a curated record. NCBI's taxonomy places the organism in Eukaryota, Metazoa, Arthropoda, Insecta, Hemiptera, Cicadellidae. The transcript has 4 exons.